This is a messenger RNA of Mycotypha africana, 789 nucleotides long. RefSeq lists its product as uncharacterized. The coding region runs from base 196 to 609 and encodes 137 amino acids. Gene Ontology annotation, molecular function: G protein-coupled receptor activity. The transcript is spliced from 4 exons. The record is from RefSeq and is a predicted model, not a curated record. Gene Ontology annotation, cellular component: membrane. Gene Ontology annotation, biological process: G protein-coupled receptor signaling pathway. Lineage: Eukaryota; Fungi; Mucoromycota; Mucoromycetes; Mucorales; Mycotyphaceae.
GGACAAUCUUGCUGCUAUAUAGAAACUACUUGGUUUAUAAUCUACAAGCCGGCAUUAGAACCAUUAUUGGCAAAAGUACAGGAGGCAAACUCAACAUGACAGCACAAGCAAUGUUCUUUGACGGUACAAAUCAGCCCCCCUUAGACUCUGCUCCCAGUGUUGCACUGAACCCAGAUUUGAGUUCUCCUAUUUCUCAUGCUAUUUUGGCCAUAUCUUCUACAGGAAUCAUAUUUUCUAUCAUUUGUUUCUUUAUUGUUUUGGCCAACCGCAAAAAUGAAGUUUUCAAAGCUUCAAGAGUUGGUUGGCUUCGUAUUGACGUACGUUUCGGUGUUAAUGAUGAUCGGCAUUCCUACAGCAGCUUCUUGUGUUGUUACACCUAUCACGUUUAGUCUUGGUUUUAUUCUCGUUUUAGCAAAUAUGAUUGCCAAAAACUACCGCAUCUAUCGAAUUUUCAAUAACAUUUUCAUCACCAGUAAUGUUAUUACAGAUGUACAACUGAUUCGUACAGUAGUAGCACUUGUUGGACUUGAAAUGGUAAAAAACUAUUCUCUACAGUCACUGUAUUUUUGUACUGCAUGUUGCUUUUCUUCAUAUUUUGAACUCACAUGAAAAUAAUAGAUUAUUCUUGUUUCUAAUUUAGUUGUUGCGCGACCUAUUCCUACUAAAUUAGAAGUCAACUUUUCCAGUCAUUACUGGGUCUGUGAGGCACAAGGGAGUACCAGUACGCGACUUGUGUUCCUGAUAUUAUCGACUAUUUAUGCGGGUUGCCUACUAUUAUUUGCUACAUUU